Eremothecium gossypii ATCC 10895 is the source of this 855-nucleotide messenger RNA. RefSeq names its product SAM complex subunit SAM37 (gene SAM37). The transcript has a single exon. Gene Ontology annotation, biological process: mitochondrion organization. Lineage: Eukaryota; Fungi; Ascomycota; Saccharomycetes; Saccharomycetales; Saccharomycetaceae. Gene Ontology annotation, cellular component: SAM complex. The record is from RefSeq and is marked provisional. The coding region runs from base 1 to 855 and encodes 284 amino acids.
AUGGCUACCAUCCAUCUAUGGGGAGUCGACGGGGCGCCAGCAUUGAUCUCUCCCGAGAGCAUCGCGCUUUUUUGGCUUGUCAAUACGUGCGAAGUUGAGUGCACGGUAGUGUUCUCGAACAAUGCGCAUCUCUCCCCACGUGAGGAGCUGCCGCUGUACGUCGGGGAGGACGGCAGCGCAGCCUACGAGUACCCCGAGAUCGUGGAGCAGCUCCUGGGCCGGGAGCUGGGGCUGGAGGAGCGCAGCCUGGUGUGCUGGGCGGCCGAGCGCUGCGGCGCGCUGUCGGACUACCAGCUGUACCUCAACCGCAAGAACUACGAGCAGUACACGCGGCGGGUGUUCUCGCAGCUACUGCCGUGGCCCCUGUGGUACAACACGCCCGUGCAGCGGCGCGAGCGCGCGCGUGCGCAGCGCGGCGGCACGCCGGCGCCGGCGCACGACGCGGAGAAGGAGCUGGCGCAGCACAGCAAGACGCUGCAGGCGACGCGGGAGCUGCGAGAGCGCGGUGAGAAGGCGCUAGCGGACGCCGCAGCCGAGAUGGAGUACGCAGCCGCGCUCGACCGGGCGCUGCAGCCGUGGAUCGCGGUCCGCGGCGCGGCCGCCACGCUGGGGCCCGCGGAGCUGCUGUUCGCCGCGCACCUGUACGUGCAGCAGCAACUGCCGGACGGCGCGCGCGUCACCGCGCACCUGCGCGCGCACUACCCUGCGCUCUGCGACGGACUGCUGCGCGCGUGCGAGCUGCACGCGUGCGCACCGCGCGCGGCGGCCGUGGCUGUCCGCGCGCCCACCGCCGCAGAGACCCCCAGUGUGCCCCGGGAACUGUACAGGUAUGUCACUUCCUAUUGGACUAUAUAA